UUUAACACACAUUUGCAGAAUUGGUAUUUCUCUUCAAUCGCGGAAUUCGAUCCUUCAUCUCUCUCCCAUUAGAUGAUGAUCAACAAAGUCCCCAAUCGGUGAAUCCUUGUAUGAAUCGGCGACGGAGGAAGGUAGACUCGCCGCCUGAAGUAGAUUCACAAACUGAUCGGCGAAAUACUAACUCUCGAAAACCCUAAACGGAUUUGAUCCUACACAUCGAAGAGUUUCUCCACAAAUCUAUACAAAAGCUUGGGUUUUAAACGGAAUAAAGAUCUGUUCUCAUCUGUACAAUAGCAGAUAUGAGGCAACAAAAUGAAGGGAAAGGGCGCCGAUGAAAGCGGGGGAUGUCAUAUGGGUUUGUAAACUAACAGACGGAUGUAAACUGCGAAAGAGGCGAGCGCACUUCGCUGCAUAGGUACACAAAAGAGCAGCUUGUUUUGAGUUUCAAGCUUUGUCCUCCGCCCUCCAGUGAUCCGCCGUGACGCUGCAGGCUUAAAAACGCUAGGAUCCCUUCAUGGUCGUUCGUGGCAGAAUCCUUGCUGUAUUCAACAGUUUACCUCUGUUUCCAUCGAAGGCUCGUUUUGCAGUUGUCUCGAGAAGCUUCUAUGGUCGUUUGUUUACUUCAGAUGUUCCAGCGCUAGACGGUUAUCCCUUGUCUGGCAAUCUAUCAUCUGAGCAACCUGAAAAAUGUGGAGACAAGAAAAGGAAUCAUGAUAUUAAUGUCAUCAUCAACAAAGUCCUCAAUGCACAAAGUGAAUCCGAAGUCUUCCAUUCUCUGGCACAAGACAUUGAGUGUAACAAGAUACAAAUCACGCACAGCUUGGCCACAAGGUUGCUUCACCGUUUUCAAGAUGAUUGGAAGUCUGCAAUUGGUGUUUUUAGAUGGGUGGAAACAUGUCAAGGGUAUAAACCUUUGCCGGAACAUUAUGAAAAAAUAGUGGAUGUAUUGGGAAAGAUGAAACAAAUGGAGAAGAUGAAGGAACUAGUUGGGGAAAUAUGUGAAAAUCAUCUCAUUUCCCUCAAUACAAUAGCAAAGAUGAUGAGGAGAUUGGCUGGUGCAGGAGAAUGGAAAGAAGCUGUCAAGAUUUUUGAUGAGUUAGAGAAAUUUGGAUUGGAAAAGAAUACCGAGUCUAUGAACAUACUUCUUGAUACCCUCUGCAAAGAACACAAAGUGGAGCAGGCGCGUGCACUAUUCUUGGAGCUUAAAUCACAUAUUGCACCAAAUGCAAACACCUAUAACAUUUUUAUCCAUGGAUGGUGCAAAAUAAAGAGGGUUGAGGAGGCAGAAUGGACUAUCCAGGAAAUGAAGGGGCGUGGUUUUCGCCCAUGUGUCAUCAGCUAUUCUACCAUAAUCCAAUUUUUUUGCUCGCAAUGCAAAUUCUACAGGGUUUAUGAGCUGCUUGACGAAAUGGAAGUGCAAGGAUGUCCUCCCAAUGUUGUUACUUUCACCACCAUUAUGAAUUCUUUUACGAAGUCAGGUUACACAGAUGAAGCAUUACAGGUAGCUGAGAAAAUGAAAGUAGCAGGCUGCAAACCCGAUACACAGUUUUAUAAUGCGCUGAUACAUACCCUAGGGAGAGCUGGCCUUAUAGAGGAGGCAUUAAAUGUUUUUACUAAGGAAAUGCCCAAUGGUAGAAUUAACCCAAAUACUUCAACUUUCAAUUCUAUGAUUGCUAUGUUUUGUCAUCACAAACAAGAGCAAAGGGCCCUGGAGUACCUUGGGAUUUUAGAACAGUCGCCAUACUGUAAACCUGAUGUUCAAUCAUUCUAUCCAUUGCUGAAGUUAUAUUUUCGAGAUGGGAAGACAUGCAAGUGCUUGAAUCUCGUGGAUGACGUGGUUAAGAAGCACCAUUUAUGUCUUGAUCUGGCAACUUAUACUCUUUUAAUCCAUGGAUUCUGCAGAGGAAACAAGUACGAGAGGGCAUACCAGCUUUUCAAGGAAAUGAUAGGUCAAAAUAUAAAACCUAGAUUUGUAACAUGUUCAUUGCUUUUGAAAGAAAUGAGAGAGAAAAACAUGUAUGGUGCAGCCGAGAUGAUUGAAGACGUUAUGAAGAAAAUGAAAUCGCCUGGACAGAAAAACUGCAGCAAUCCUGCUUCGAAGGAAGUUUGAAAAAUGUUCAUUAAUAGAAUUCGCCACUGUGCAGCAGUCCUGCUUCGAAUGGAGUUUGAAAAAUGUUGCUCGAUGGGAGAGACGGGGCAACCAGAUGAGUUAAUGUUUGCAUGACGUGUCCCAUCAGGGAUGGGAACUGCAUUCCAAGUGAGAUCAGUCCAGACUCGUGUUAGGUGGGCAUUUGGCGCAUAAUGAUCCAAGUGGCGGUUGGAGACUUGGAGCCAACUUACGAGACAUUGAGCCAGAGCCAAAACUAGAACCUUUAAAAUUCAGUAAUGCCUACAGUAAAAUUUGAAAGCAAAGACAAAGGCAUCAACAUCAUGUGGAGAUAUUUUGGGUUAUAUUGAAUUAUAAGUCUGCCUCUUCGACCUUGGUAAUUAUUUAGGUAUUAGACUGUAAUUACAAUGUUCGGUUUGAUGGAUUAAAUAAGACUGAAUCUGAUGAAUGUUGUUCGUUUGAGUAGUUAAUGCCCUGCAUUUAAUCUCGGGAUAAUGUUAUGUAGAAUCAGUUUUGUUUUA
Molecule: messenger RNA, 2628 nt
Organism: Salvia splendens (bonfire salvia)
Lineage: Eukaryota; Viridiplantae; Streptophyta; Magnoliopsida; Lamiales; Lamiaceae
Product: pentatricopeptide repeat-containing protein At3g04130, mitochondrial
Exons: 6
Coding region: 515-2110 (531 amino acids)
Biological process (GO): RNA processing; mitochondrion organization
Cellular component (GO): mitochondrion
Molecular function (GO): protein binding; mRNA binding
Source: RefSeq, a predicted model, not a curated record